This is a messenger RNA of Heteronotia binoei (common prickly gecko), 2035 nucleotides long. It is a transcript of the gene C5H6orf47, whose product is annotated as chromosome 5 C6orf47 homolog. NCBI's taxonomy places the organism in Eukaryota, Metazoa, Chordata, Lepidosauria, Squamata, Gekkonidae. The record is from RefSeq and is a predicted model, not a curated record. The transcript has 2 exons. The coding region runs from base 847 to 1473 and encodes 208 amino acids.
UGGGAGACUGUCUUGCAGAGCCUCAUUCCUUCCUCCCUGGCUUCUUUUGCACAGCAGAUGCGAAUUAACUGCUUUGCCCUGAUUGGCUAUUGAGUUGCUGGGCAAUGCACUGAUUGUUAGAAAAGAUGGCUUUUAGGGUGCAUUUGGCCACUCUUGAAUCUUUUUUUCCCCAAGCUGCCAUGCUAUACCAGCCAAGGAGGGCCUGAUUCCUGUUGGAUGGGUCAGCUGGAUGACCGAAAAAUGCCAUCCAGAGAUGUUCUGAAGGGGUGGUGAAGAGCUCCCGUCUUCAGCAUGAUGUCAGAUUUUUGGAGCCUCUGAACUGAGAAGAAGCGGGGAUUUUUGCCUUGGGGGAAUCACUGACGAACACAGAGAAGAAGAGUGUUCCCUUUUGGGGAGGAGACAGGCAUGGGUUUUUUUAGACUGUCACUGCUGGUUUGUCUCGGAUAAGAUGGUGACGUGGCAGACUACUGAAUUCUGUUAUGUAUAAGUAACCCAAUCCUCGCCAUAUGUAUUGUAUUGCCUGGACCGACAAUAUAUACUUGACAGCCAAGACUUCCAGGGCUUGGAUGAUUUAUGGAACAACCACAACUGUGGAUUUACUGGAUAACUGAGCCGGCAGCCUCGGUCUCCACUGGCAUGAAGCACCACAAGCCAAGCGAACUCUAGCAGAGCUGAAACACGGCACACUUGUGAAACGCAUACUAAUACUGUGGCUUACAGAGCUGACUGUGGAGAGCCCCGGACUGAAUUGUCGAUCUGCUUUAUAAAUAUCUUCUUUUUCCUUUUCCCCGCCUGGCCCAGAGUGAUCACCGAAGAGACCCCGACCUGACUUCCCUUGCCUGCACCAUGUUCUUCAGCAAAGCUAGGUCAUGGCUCCCCGCGUUGCCUUGGCGACGAGGAAAAGCGAAGCAGAUGGAGAAUUCAGGGGAGGAGGCGCCUGAGGCCUUGCCAGAAUGCCCGGCGCCUCCCAAAGCGAGGUGGUGGAGUGGCCGCCGGGUUUGGGAAGCCAUCAGGUGGGGUCGAAGUUCUGCCACAGGAGAGUGUUCCCUCUUCACCGGGAUUCCCCAGCACCUUUCCCCCUACCACAUGCAGGCCACGGAUCUUCCAGAACACUUCCAGAUCUCCUUCAACUUCACUCGCCACCUCUUCGACUUGUGCGUGGUCACGCUGCUCUGCGCCUCCUCUCCUGUGUUCCGGCUGGCCUUGGACAUCCUGGGCUUUGGCGGUCCCCUGAAGAUCUGGCUCCAUGGAUUUGGCUGUUUUUUGGUCACCGCGUACGGGAUGUACUUGGCCCUCUGGCUGGUGCAGGAGUACCUGGUGCAGUUCGCCUGCCUCUACGGCUUCCUGCAGACCUUGGUCUUGUGUGUCAGUAUGCGGGCCGGAGAAUAUGAGAACCAGGAGGCAGGCCAAGGCCCAGCCCCUGACAUGGCUGAGGAGGAUAAAGAGUCAGAGGUGGAAUUGCACAAACAGUAAUUGCUGGUCUGAGCAGGAAAGAACGUGUUGAUCUGCCUCCUGUAUCUUUUGAGGGAGAAGGGGGCGGGAUGGAAGCCAAAGAGAUCAGCCGAGGAGGUAGCCUCUGGGGACAGUUUUUCUUUUGUAUUUAUGGAUGGCUAGAUGGGCAAAAAUGGGGUUUGCUGUGUGCAUAUUUGCAAAAAUGGAUGCACAGUUACAGGGAAGUGACUCAAGGGAUCCGAUACAGAGUCUUAAUGCGUAAAUGGUUACAAGACCAAUCUGGGAAGCUGGCAGAGAAAUCCAAAAGCAAGCUGUAGGUCUUGGGGAGCAAAUUAGAGGAAGAGAACUGGGCAGAUCUAUGCUUCAAAUUUAGGCCAGCUCGAAAGUGCUUUUUCCUGUCAUAGUUCUUCCCCUGCUGCCCUGAGGAAUCUGGGAAAUGUAGUUUUGGAGAGAAGGACAGGAAGGGGCACUUAAGAGUUCCUUGCUAAGGAUUCUUAGCCCCUUCUUGGGAGAUGAUGGGCAGCAGCUCGGCUAGCACUUUGGAUGGAAAGAGAUGUAAAGACAGCACAUGCCCUUUCCUUUG